Molecule: messenger RNA, 1085 nt
Organism: Striga hermonthica
Lineage: Eukaryota; Viridiplantae; Streptophyta; Magnoliopsida; Lamiales; Orobanchaceae
Source: the annotation of a GenBank genome assembly
AGAGAAUCCGGCGAGAGCAGGCUUCUGACGAGUUCGUUCGAGUCAUGGAGGCCAACGUUCGCGCCGGAGGCGUCGAGGGUUUUCAGCUAGGUGCCGAUGGUGCCCUAGAGUUCAGGGGAGGGAUCGUGGUCCCAAAGGUCGAGGCGUUGCAGAAGGAGAUUUUAUCAGAGGCUCAUACUGCACCCUAUCUGGCCCAUCCCGGGAGCACGAAGAUGUAUCACGACCUGAAAGGGUCGUUCUGGUGGCGAGGUAUGAAGAAAGACGUCGCCGAGUUUGUCAGAAGGUGUCUUACAUGUCAGCAAGUCAAAACCAAACUUCAUAGUCCGAUCGGCCUCCUACAACCACUGCCAAUUCCGAGGUGGAAGUGGGAGGAAGUCACGAUGGAUUUCGUUACGGGAUUGCCGAAGUCGUCUGAACAUCACGACGCUAUCUGGGUUGUGGUCGACAGACUUACUAAGGUCGCUCAUUUCCUACCCGUUUCGAUGAAGAUGUCUUUGGAUAAGUUGGCUGAGAUAUAUACCCGUGGAAUCAUCCGACUCCACGGAGUGCCCGUCACUAUCGUAUCAGACAGAGAUCCCAGAUUCAUUAGUCGAUUCUGGCACAGUUUACACGAGGCGAUGGGCACGAAGCUAGAGUUCAGUUCAGCCUACCAUCUGGAGACAGACGUAAAUAACAAUAAUAAUAAAGAGGACCAAUACAAACCAGGAAAAAAAAAUAAUAACUCCAAUAAUCCACACCCGAAUGGGGUAUUACAGUUGGAUUAUGAUACUAGCAUUGAUGAAGAUCCUGUUUCGUUUUCACAAGCCAUUAACAGUGACGAGUCUCAUAAAUGGAUUGAUGCUAUGAAAGAAGAGUUAAACUCUAUGGCUAAAAAUAAUGUUUGGGAUCUAGUAGAGUUGCCAGAAAGUUCAAAACGAGUUGGGUGUAAGUGGGUCUUUAAGACCAAACGCGACUCGAGUGGCAAUAUCGAACGACAUAAAGCUAGACUUGUUGCCAAGGGUUAUACUCAAAAAGAUGGCAUUGAUUAUAAGCAGACUUUUUCACCUGUUUCUGAGAAAGAUUCCUUGAGGAUCAUUAUGGCUUUA